ACGAGGAGCUAGUGCAGGAAUAGCUUCCUGUGGCAAAGAGGGCUGCCUCUCACAUCUCAUUUCCUCUCUGUGCGAGUGUCUAGUAGUAGUCCCAAACUGAUAUCCAUUGCUCCCGCACAGCCAGAUAGGGAAAAGCUGCUAGUGGGCGUGGCAAGGCCAAGCCUCCUGCGCGGAAAGAGCUGUAGCUGGGUACUCUAGACGCACCUACUCCCUGUUCGAACUUAAGGGGCUGCUGUGCUUUCCUCGGUCGCUUUUUUAGUGUCCCGUCCCCUCCACCGAGUAAUAGUGGGGCGGGAGAAGAAGUGGGGUACGUCUACAGGCCCCAGUUUGUAAGGAAGCGGCUAGUACGUGCCUUUUAGCCUGUGGCAAAUGUCUUUCCUUUCGGGUUUCUGUGGGAGGUCCUGCCCCGCCCAUUCGUCCCCGGGGGAGGGAGAGAAAGACGCAGGGGAAGGGGGCGCGCCCCCUCUCUCAGUCUGCGCAACGGGGCUUGGCCGCAGCCACACUGAGGUAAAAUAACUCUCUAUUUUGAGAGGUAGAAAAGGCCCCGACGGUCGCUCUAAUGGGGCUUCGAAAGAAGGGCUAGAACCGGAUUCUCUGCACGCACUGAGCCAGAGUGAGGCGUCGGCGUCAUGCCAUGGAGAGCCGGGGCUCCGCGGUCCUGGGCUUGGGGCAACUUUUAGCUUCUUUCGGGGAGCCUCAGCCGCAAGAAGAGGUUGCCUCAGUCCUACCAUGGCGAGGGGGCAGCUCGGAGUUGGACGAGGGGCCGCUUUUGCAGGCGAGGGAGGCAGCAGGCAGUAUGGUGGAGGAGCAGCAGCAGCCGGAUUGCGCGGUGGGAGCCGCCAAGGAGAAGGAGGAGGCGGCAGCCCUGCUGGAGUUGCGUCGUCGCCGUGGGCGCUCCCUCUCGCUGCCCGCCAGCCCGACCGUAGCGGCCGCGCGGCUCUUUCCCCGGAGGGGAGUCGAAGGGGACAACGAUGACUACGAUGAGGAAUUGGAAGGGCCGUCCGUGAUGGGCGGCAGCGGUUGCUGCACCAAGUGCAAGAAGCGGGUGCAAUUCGCCGACUCGCUGGGGCUGUGCCUGGCCAGCGUGAAGCACUUCAGCGCCGCGGAGGAGCCGCAGGUGCCUCCCGCCGUGCUCUCCCGCCUGCAGAGCUUCCCCAUGCGCCAGAGGGACCUCGAGGAGUUCAGCGCUGCCCUGGCAGGACUCGGUGGGUGCGCGGCGCCCCCGUUUUCAUCCCCGCCUCGCCCGCUGCAGUUGCCUCAGGCCGUCCAGUUGGUGCCCCACUGCGAGCUGGCGGAUAAGCUACACGUCGAGCGGCUGCAGCGGGAACGCGUGUGCCUGGAGGAGGCGACGGGGACAACUCUGGCCGGGGCGCCCACGGACGUGCGGGGCGUGGUGAGGGUGUUGAGCUGCCCCGGUCCCAAGGAGGUGACGGUGCGCUACACGUUCAACGAGUGGCUCUCCUUUUUGGACACCCCAGCUGUGCCGUUGCCGCCGUCCCCCGCCCGGGACCCCUCGGAGUCGGAUCCCUCCAGUCCCAUCGAGCGCUACCAGUUCACCUUGUGCCUUCCUCCUGGUCUGCAAGAGGACACGGCCGUGCACUUCGCCAUCUGCUACCGCAGCCAGCAGGGCGAGUACUGGGAUAACAACGGAGGUGCCAACUAUGUCCUCCGCGGGUGUAGUAGCAGCCCCGAGAAAUCGGCGUCUGUCUUGUAUUGAGACUGGUGGUGAGCUCGACGACGGCAGCGUUUUGGUUCCACCAGCCCCGAUCCCUUUGGCAGCGUCUCUAGUUGUUCUAGCCUUGUCGGCGGGGGAAACCAGCGGUGCUUGCUUGCCUUUUAUUACAGCCCUCCACGACUGAGCCCCAACACCCACGGGCCUCUAGUAUUCGGCCUGCCUACCUGCCUUUAUCCCUCCAGCGGCCCGAGCCGUGGAGUGGACCAGGUAGCCAACCGUGCGCUUGCACUUCAGCCUCGUUCCACUCAGCCUGGGCGCAGCCCACAGUCUAAACUCUCAGGGGGGUCACUGAAGACGAAAUCUGAGAAUUACGGCCCGGCUAUGGAAUGGGGCGAGGGGAAGACAAGGAGAGCUUAUUGUUCUAAGUUUACUUGCACUCUUUUCCAGGCAGACAGAUGGGUUGCUUGAAACCAGGUCGGUGGCUAUAAUAGGGGAGGAGAUAGACUCUGCCCACCACUGGAGUCUCCUCUUCUUGGAAUACACUUGCCCCUCUCUGAAUAUAUAUAGACACAAAGGAUCGAGUCGGCUGUUCCCGGGGGCCCCAUCACCAUUGGUUUGAAAGCAUGCAAAAAGGCAUUUUUGACCGGUGCCUUCUAUUAAUUCUGUACAGGAAAUGACAUAUUAAAAAGCCUGAAAGAAUGCAACAAAGCUACAGGGCAAAUCUGGAGAAAUCAGAGCUGUUCGGGAUAUAUAAAAGUUUUCAAAAAUGCCCUUCCCCACCCCCAGCUUGAAUAUUGUGCCUUGGAUAAAAGUACUUUCUUCACACUGACAAAGAUGGCAGAAUUCAAGUUAAUGUUUUGUUGCUGUGUGUGGAAAUGGACACACUUAUUUUCCCAACUAAGUUGUAAAGUGCUUUUUCUCAUGUUAUAAGAUACAUUGAGAGGUACCUUGGGAAAUGGCCAGAUUUUUAAAAGAAACCGGACAGGGGCUGGAAGAAUGCAGUUGGUAGGAAAGGGAACUUUGUGUGUAUGUUUAGAGGGAUUGAUUUUUGUUUGCACUUAAUACUUUGGUCUCUGGUCCAGUUAUACAAAACUACAUAGAAUGUUAAGAACUACUAAAAUUGUAGGACAUGUGAGCAUCCUGGAUCUGUGAUCUUUAUAUGUCUAUACAGAUUAAUUCACAUGAUCAUUAGGGGUUUAGGUAGCCAAUGGGAAAUUGCUUGAAAAUCCUGUGUAUGCUUAGGAUGACCAAAUUCAAAGGCAGACAGGGCUCUUCUGCAACUUCUAAUAGUUCUAUAGAAGAAGGAAUUUUGGAAGACUUCUCACCAUGGAUGAAAACUUGAACCUUCAAAAAAAUUCCCUCUUCUGCACCACUUAUAAGGAGAGCAGGGGUCCUGCCCUCCUUUGAAUAUGGUCAUUCAGUCUGUGCUGCUGCCGCCGCCUUCUCUGUGGCUAGCUGGCUUGAGAUUAAGCUCUUUGGUUCUCCCUGCAAAAUGGUUUUCACAGUCUUGCAGAGAGUUACACUCUGACUGUGUGAAUCCUUCUGGCCACAAGUAUGGGCAAAUGCAUGUGGGGGCAUGGUCUUUUAUUUUCUCUCUUAAAAAAAAAAAAGUCUAGCAGUAUUACCAUGUACCCUCACAGUUAUUGUGUGGAUCAUCCUUGGCAUACACAGAGUGGGGAUUUGGUGCUUUAAAAUGUAAGCUCACUUGGUACUUGUGGAGCUUCCCUACUUAGUUCUCACUUGAGAAGACCUAGUAUGAGCAUGGUUCCCUUCACCUAAUGCCCCACCUCUCAUUACCUUGGCGGAAUCCUUUUCGGAUGAUCCUUUUAUUCUGAAACUGAAUGCACUUUCACAGUCCACAGUGACUUAUUAAGCUAGCUGUCACCUCACCACAACUCAGUGUGUAGAGUUAAGGGCAGUCAUUCUGGAAAAUUAGUUGCUAAAACAGGAGCAAUUCAGUGACCAUUUAACUGGUGUCCUUGGGACUAUGUUAGCCUGAGGAGUCACUGAACUGCACUCUAACAGCCUACCUAGCAGUCAUGUUGUAUUAAUAUUUCCUAUUUUUUUAUUUGCCUAAAUCCCAGUGAAUUGCCUGAUAACUCAAAAGGGGCAAUAGUUGCUUUGCCAUACAAGGGUAAAAUUGUAGAUAUCUAAUAAGGUCAUUUCACAUUUGCUUUCUAAAACUUGAAAAGUUAGAUCCUUUUCUAUUUGGGAUUCUAAAAAAGCAAUGUUAUGGUCCAUGAUCAGCUAAAGUGUGUGAAAAGCUGAUGGCCCUUAUAAGGAGAAAAGCACAAAUAUCGGAAAUAGUGAUGGAUGUGACUGAUAAGUCAGUAGUAUGAAAUAUCUGUUUCUGUGUGUCAUGUGAAUACAGUAGAGGGGCAUAACCACCUAGGAUAUGAAGGGAGAUCUAAGCAGUGAUAUCCUGCAGAGCCAUGUUUGGUUAAAUGUAUGCCUCAUUUCUUGCAGUUCAGCUUAGCUGUGAAUGCAUCUUUGUAUAAUGUUAUCCAGCAGUUUGCUUAAAGUAUAUAUUUCUGGAAGAAAAAGAAACACUUAACACAGUAAGAAAAAUAGUGUUUACAGUGUAUCCAUAAUGUCAGGAGGACAGAAAUGUGGUUAGCACUGCAGCGUUUGAAAGUAUGUACACAUGAAUCUAGGAGCAUUGGCCAGUUAUGGCUCUUGAGCGCACACAUGUACUGCAUGUUCAUGCACACUUGCUGCCCAUUGUGUGUUAUGGUAUCCCUGCAGUGGACAUAACAAUUGCUGCUUUUUUGUAUUUUGUGCUGCAGCCCAGAAACUCCUAGCUGUUGUUUGGUGUUACAGUGAUUCUGGCAUAAAGUAUGCAAGCUUCUAGAUCUGGGUAUUUAGAAACUGCACAAUGCUCCUAAAGAGUUAAACUGCUGCUGCUGGGUUUUUUUUUGGAAGUACAGAUAGGCUUAAAGAUAGAUAGGCUUUGGUGAAUCAUGCAGUAUAACCUUGGACUCUGCUGCGAAAUUGUGUGGGACAAAAGUUAGAAUGUAGUUGAUUUAUCUGCUCUUGUUAGAGGACCAGUAUAGUGAGAUAUGUGUAGUGUACUCCCCAAGGGAAACAGUGCUUUUCUACCACUUCUUGUUUUGCAAAAAAAUGCUCAUUUGUCUCCAGCAAAGACAGUGGCAUUCUCUAUAUGUAAAAAUAAUUCAUUCUAGUCACUCUUUACAAGACAGCAUUUUCAAAGGCACAGUAUUCCUGCAGAGUUUCUGUUUCUUCUUAAACAUCACUAUUAAAGCAUGUAUAAUAAAUGUAGCACCUGAAAUUAGCACAUGUAUGCAAAUGUUCUCAGCACCACUGAUUCCUUUUACUUAGACAAAAACUGAUUCUGUGCCAAAGAGAGUUGUGAUGUUUUCAGUACAACCUUUUUGCCAUUGUUGCCUUAAGUGGUAAAGAUUCUGCUGCCUUAGGAGAGGCAGGUUUAUCUUUUUCCAUGCAAUAAUGUUUUUACACAGAGAAGGCUGGAUUAAGUAUGUGUAUGGGAGGAAUAAUAUCAGAACUCAUACCUAUGGCUUGAGUAAGCACUUCAAGAAAUAACAGAGCUCAGGCAGAACUCUUUCCAUGCUAGCUGUGGUACACAAGAUUACUUGUGAAGGUUUUAAUUUUUUAAAAUAAUUGUUCCAUAAACUGCAAACAAAAGUUUUAACUCUUGCCAGAAGAGUUAACAGAAGGAUGGCUGGCAUCUCCAAGCCUCAUGCUGUCUGAACAAGAUUAUUCAUAGGAAAGAAUCUUUAGCAUGCUGUAUAUUCUGGUAAGAACUAGUUUUGCCCGAGUACACAGACUUUCUCCUGUGCUUGUUAAUAAUCUUGCUGAGACAGCAUCCUGAACAAAAUAUUCUUAAGACACUGACUGAGUACCCUGCUAUCUCUGAAGGUGUGCAAACUAUUAUACAUAUAUGGGCUGUGUUCUGAAUGUAAAUGAUUGUCUUCUUUCAGAGGAACGUCAUACAUGUUUGUCUCUGGUGCCUUUCUGAGGGGGAUAUGGGGGAGGAGGUGUCUGAAGAUUUUUAGAUGUGCUGUGGGAAUUGUCUCAAUUGCUUCAAGAAGCCAGCGUUGUAAGCCUUGAUAAAUAAAAGUGCCUUGUUCUGUGUGUCUGCUACAUACAACUGCACCAAUUUUUGCCUUCAAUUUAAUUGCAUGAGUGUUUUUAGCAAAGACUAUGCAAACACAAAAAGAUUGUAGUGGAGAGGAGGGCUGGGGUUCUCAAACAGCACAGCCUUCAAGACUUUAUUGGGUUGGCAACUUCAAAUGUUUCUUUUAAAUGAGACUCUGCUUCAGUAAAGACUUUGCUCACUUUUGUCUCUGCCCAGGGGUUUGGAAACUUGCUUUAAAAAAAAAAUAAAUUAAGUGGAGACCAUUUUAUAGUGGACUUGAGAUGGAGAGGGAAUAUAUAAAGUAGCAGGGGUUGAAAUGUAGGGAGCCAUUACCUUUUUCUUUUGUCAAUUAUUUUUCACAUUUGUAGAUGGUCCCAAACAUCUCUCUCUGGGUGGAAGUAUGCCCCAGUCUGGCUCAACUGCUUUUGUAGACUUCAUCUUACAUGUGUUUCUUCUUGAGACUUAGUAAAGCUUUUUAAAAAUAAAAUAAAAUAAAAUUGCAAUGCUCAUA
Hemicordylus capensis (graceful crag lizard) is the source of this 6303-nucleotide messenger RNA. RefSeq names its product protein phosphatase 1 regulatory subunit 3G (gene PPP1R3G). Gene Ontology annotation, molecular function: glycogen binding; protein phosphatase 1 binding. The coding region runs from base 635 to 1717 and encodes 360 amino acids. The record is from RefSeq and is a predicted model, not a curated record. Gene Ontology annotation, cellular component: protein phosphatase type 1 complex. Gene Ontology annotation, biological process: regulation of glycogen biosynthetic process. The transcript has a single exon. Lineage: Eukaryota; Metazoa; Chordata; Lepidosauria; Squamata; Cordylidae.